This is a messenger RNA of Cryptococcus amylolentus CBS 6039, 778 nucleotides long. RefSeq lists its product as hypothetical. Lineage: Eukaryota; Fungi; Basidiomycota; Tremellomycetes; Tremellales; Cryptococcaceae. Bases 1 to 633 code for a protein of 210 amino acids. The record is from RefSeq and is a predicted model, not a curated record. The transcript is spliced from 2 exons.
AUGGCAAAAUGCUUGGUUCUUCUAUCUUGGGACUUGCUGGGAAACGCUCCGCGGUAUCCCUGGAUAUGGCACUCGGGAGAGUCGGUACGCGGUAAAUCGCAAGGAACGGCCAGGAGUACGUUGAUUGCGUCUUUGCCUCUCGAGACAUCUGGAAGAAUGCACCGAGCAGAACAGAUCACACAACUUGGCCUUCUUCGUCGUACGCUCAGGCAGGGCAGGGAGUCAGCUGGACCAGGCGUCAGGCGUCAGGCGUUCAGGCCGCUCUCCAACAAUAAGAACGCAGAUUUAAUGCUUUUUAUUACUGAUACGUCCAAGGGAAGCGCUGUCGCCAUCAACAAGCUUCAAUCAAUCAGAAACCGUGGAUCUAUCUCCCGCGAGGCAAGAACAGGGAAGAUUGUUGACAGAUGGCGUGAGAUUCGUGAGAUGGCAGCCUGGGAUCUGGAAGAAAGAGGCAGGGACGAAGGAGAUGGCGUUAUCGAUAAGAAAGAGCGCCCAGGCACUGCUGCAAUAUUGAAGGAAAGUUUUGAUGCUGAAAUAACGGGGAAAGGUACCGAGUAUGGGGCAGAGCGUGCAUCGGGAAUGCUGCAGCAGAAGAAGAGGGAAGAGAUGGCUCGCGGUGGCGUGCGCUGGUGAUUUGGGAGGAGGUGACUGCCAAAUGAUCGACAGGCACGCCCGAGGCACGGUUGAUCUAUAGUGACCGUGGAGCCUCUGGUGCUUGAGGCAUGCUUGGGCUGAUACUGGCACGGCCUUUGAAGGAUGUUCUCUUAUCCUAUCUUAU